GUGGUUAUCAGAACGAAAACUCUACUGUUAAACAUGGCCGGCGAAACCACCACCUCCAAGACAACCAAGAAGUCUGAGCAUCCUCCCUACGAAGUUAUGAUCAAAGCUGCCAUUCUCGCGUUGAAGGAGCGAAAGGGCAGCUCUCGCCCUGCGAUCAAGAAAUACAUCCUCGCCAACUACAAGGUCUCUGCUGGCCCCCACUUUGACAAUCAGAUCUCUGCUGCUAUCAAGCGUGGUGUCACCAAGGGUGCCUUCACUCUUCCCAAGGGUGAGUCUUCAUUGGCCUUUUUGUGCUGGCCUGCUUGUGCGUGCGUGUGAGAGUGUGGAAAACGAGAGAGAGAGAAAGAAGAGAAAGGGAAAAAUUAUCGGGGGAGGUGGGAAGGAGUGAAAAGUGAGGAAAAAAAACGAGGAGCGAACGAGGCGAGCAGCGAACCAGACCAACCAGUCCUUUUGCCAGCU
This is a messenger RNA of Zychaea mexicana, 459 nucleotides long. RefSeq names its product linker histone H1 and H5 family-domain-containing protein. The transcript is spliced from 4 exons. Gene Ontology annotation, cellular component: nucleosome; nucleus. Gene Ontology annotation, molecular function: double-stranded DNA binding; nucleosomal DNA binding. Lineage: Eukaryota; Fungi; Mucoromycota; Mucoromycetes; Mucorales; Lichtheimiaceae. Bases 34 to 318 code for a protein of 94 amino acids. Gene Ontology annotation, biological process: nucleosome assembly; negative regulation of DNA recombination; chromosome condensation. The record is from RefSeq and is a predicted model, not a curated record.